This is a messenger RNA of Symbiodinium sp. CCMP2456, 699 nucleotides long. NCBI's taxonomy places the organism in Eukaryota, Dinophyceae, Suessiales, Symbiodiniaceae. The record is from the annotation of a GenBank genome assembly.
AUGGCAGACGAUCCAGAGCCUGCAGUUCCGAAGCCCAAGCGGGCGACUCCCUUCUACGGCAAGCCCUUUCCGGUGGGGCAGCUGCCGAAGGCCUGGUUCAGGUGGGCUCCUCUGGCGAAGCGCCCACCGCCGGUGCUGCCCAUGGCUGGGUCCAUUCCUGGCACAGUGCCGGUGGGGCGCCAGCCGCCGAAGGCCAAAGCGGCGAGGGACACGUGGCUCCGGGUGGUGAAGGCCAAGUCGGUGCCAGCGAAGUCUCCCGUCUUGAUGCAGCCCACCGAGAAGUACCCGGCGCACUUCCGGAGCUUCGGCUGCAGCGAGGAGCAGGCGGUGGAGACCGAUGUGGAGUCGCCGCCGGAGGCGGCUUCGUCUUCAGCGGGGGCUGCUGGCGGUGGAGCUGGCAUGGCUGUGCCAGACCUGGCAGCACCAAGGAUGGAGAGCUGCCCGCCGUGUCGCCCGUGUCUGGGUUUUACUCUUAUCCUGGCAAGGAGUCUGUGGCGGAUGGCACUGAUGGCAAUGGCCAUGGAUCACCCGCUGCUGCAGGGCCUGUGCAUCAUGCUGCUGGCGAUGUUUGUUCCCCGACAUCCCCCGCCCUGCGUUUGCCAAAUGAUGCUGGCGCCGAGGGCAAUGACGAUUCGUCAUCCGCCGAGCAGGGGCCUGGACCAGGCCAGUCGAGCAGCUCCGGCCGCAAGCGGCGCCUGA